AUGUCUUAUUUAAGUCGACAACAACGAGGCAGUUACGCGACUAACGUAUGCACUAAUUGCCGAAGAAAACACGCAAAAUGUUCUGAAGAAGCUAUUUGCACCAAUUGUGCAUCACACAACCUUAAAUGUAUUUAUGUUAAGCCGACUACAAAACGGGGGCCAAAAGCUGCUAAUAGAUCAACUAACGUUUUUGAAGAUAACUCCGGUGAAGCUCCAAACAUCGAACAGGAACACACAAUGACUCAAUUUAGC
This is a messenger RNA of Racocetra persica, 252 nucleotides long. Lineage: Eukaryota; Fungi; Glomeromycota; Glomeromycetes; Diversisporales; Gigasporaceae. The record is from the annotation of a GenBank genome assembly.